Messenger RNA from Lichtheimia ornata, 1389 nucleotides. RefSeq lists its product as uncharacterized. Bases 1 to 1389 code for a protein of 462 amino acids. Lineage: Eukaryota; Fungi; Mucoromycota; Mucoromycetes; Mucorales; Lichtheimiaceae. The record is from RefSeq and is a predicted model, not a curated record. The transcript has a single exon.
AUGGAGCCUAUCCGAUCCCGUCCAUAUCGACUCACGUGGGAGGAGGAAAAGUAUUUGCAAGAGGAGCUCACUCGCUUGUUGGAUCUUGGAUUGAUUUCACCUUCGAAUGGACAAUGGACGUCGCCAAUCUUUUUUGUCAAAAAGAAGGAUGGUCAAUUACGAUUGGUGGUGGAUUAUCGCCAGUUGAAUGAACGUACUAUCAAGGACGCUUAUCCCCUUCCACAAAUCGAUAACCUUCUGGAUUCCAUGGGUGGUGCAUGUGUAUUCUCUACUCUGGAUGCGGCGAGUGGAUAUUGGCAAAUCCGAAUGACAAAAGAAGCUUCUGAACGCUCUGGUUUUGUAUGUCCAUUUGGUACUUUCACAUGGAACGUAAUGAGUUUCGGCCUUACUUCCGCCCCAUCGACCUUCCAACGUACCAUGAAUACGAUCCUUCAAAGAUUCAUCGGGCGUUUUGUCUAUUGUUUUAUCGAUGACAUUAUUAUCUAUUCAAGAUCAAUGGAGGAGCAUCAAGAGCACUUACGUUUGGUAUUCGAAGCAUGUGAUGAAGCAAACUUACGAUUGAAAUAUAGCAAGUGCAGCUUUGGACAAAGAUCGGUGGAAUAUCUUGGACAUGUGGUGUCUGAUCAAGGUCUCGCUCCAACUGAUCGUAAUGUUGCAAAGAUUUUGGCGAUGCCACCCCCACGGAAUGUUGAAGAAGUGCGCUCUUUCCUUGGCCUCAGCGGGUAUUAUCGGCGUUUUGUCCCACAAUAUGCACACAUAUUGGCACCCGUAUCAUCACUAUUGAAGAAGGAAAAUAAGUUUGAGUGGAGCCAUAUUCAACAAGAGGCUUUCGACAAGGUCAAGGCAAUCAUGACUCACCCCACAAUCUUGGCUUUUCCGGAUCGUUCGCAAGUCCAAAUCCUCACUACGGAUGCUUCUGGUAUCGGUGUUGGUGCCAUCUUAUCCCAAUCGCCAGAUGGAACUUCAGAGAAGGAAACGGUGAUCGCAUUUGAAUCAAGAAUCCUGAGAGGUGCAGGACUUCGCUACUCAGCAGUACAUCAGGAAGCAUUAGCGGUUUGUUGGGCUGUCGAGAAGUUUCGGCAUUACCUUGCUGGGAGAUCUUUCAUCCUUCGUACUGACAGCUCUGCCGUGUCCUUCGUCUUGAACAGCUCAAAGCCAUCGAAACUUCAAAGAUGGGCCGCUAUGCUCAUGGGCUAUGACUUUCAAGUUAAACAUCAUCCUGGAAAACAAAACCCAGCCGAUGCACUAUCAAGACUCCUACCUGGUGUUCCCAUAAACUUCCUCAUGGUGGCAAAUAUGGAUGACAAAUGUACUUUUGAACAAGGACCCGAUUGGUUUGGACCAGAAGAAGACCAUGAAUAUGACGACAAGGACCUCGUGUACUUGUGA